This is a messenger RNA of Desarmillaria tabescens, 1424 nucleotides long. RefSeq lists its product as uncharacterized. The transcript has 10 exons. Bases 125 to 1327 code for a protein of 400 amino acids. NCBI's taxonomy places the organism in Eukaryota, Fungi, Basidiomycota, Agaricomycetes, Agaricales, Physalacriaceae. The record is from RefSeq and is a predicted model, not a curated record.
UUGCAUCAAUCUCCGGUAUAUGCGCUGAUCAUACCGGAGAAGUUUUGGUAUAUCUCAUUACGUGCAACGACUUCCUAUCUCCUGAGCGUCUUGCCUUGCCUUGCUUUCCCUCUCCCUAGCUCGGAUGGUUGCAACACACUCUCUCCUUCAAGUUCUCCUUGGUCUCUCUUUUCUGGUUCCUCGUCUCCUUGCGCAAGACCAUAUACAAUGCAUUGAUAGCGGAUCAGACUGGUAUACGAGUGUCGUGGGGGAGACGCCGUGUCGAACAUAUGAACGGCUACGCCAAAUAUGCAACAGCAAUUAUGUCUUGGGUGCCUUGAGUCCUAAUACUCCUCCGGAUACAUGUAACGACCAACUCGCCGACUGUUGUUGCAACUCAAUCGCAUUCGGACUUAGUAUGUUGUGUCUCACAUGUCAGCGAGGAAUAGGGCCCAAUGGCAACGGUAUCGAUGCCGGCAUCGGCGCAUAUCAACAAUAUCUUAAGCAUGGCUCAAACUCGUUUUGCACCCCCAAUACUAACAAAUCAUUUACGAAUGACAUACAGUCGGCGGUAUGCAAUAAUGGACUGAAGAUCCACAACAGCUUCUAUGACGCAAUAUUUUGGGCCAAUGGACCGUGGUUCUAUACGUGGUCCCGCGAACAGAUGGAAAAGGUUAAUGCUGCUGACGGGAAUAAUUCGUUCACGCAUUGCGCAUCGACAACCGUGGUUAUAACUAGUAGUUCGCAGUCUCAGCCGAUGUCGCUUUCAGAAUCGACCCCGCUUUCUCAGUCGACAAUGCCUUCCCAGCUGACGUUGUUUUCCCAGUCAACGUUUCUUUCCCAAUCGACAAUGCUUUCCCAAGCGGCGUUACUUUCUCAGUCGACGUUUCUUUCCCAGUCCACAUCGCAUUCCCAGUCCACGUCGAUUUCCCGGUCCACAUUGCUUUCCCAGUCCAUGUCGCCUCCCCUGUCGAGCACGUCAUCGACCACUGAUUCCACUACCGCGAGCGUCACUUCAGCUUCUACCUUUACACAGAGAGAAAGUCCAUCAAAAUCUCUCAAUGCGGGCGCCAUAGCCGGGAUCGUGGUAGGGUGUAUCGCAGGAGCAGGAGCAAUCACGCUGUUCCUCUUCUGGUGGCUGUCGUUCCGCCGACGACAAGCUGCUAUCGAAGACUCGGAAACGUCGGCCCGUCCCUUCCUCGUCGGUCACGCACCAUCCAUGUACAACAGUCCUUCCGCCACUGAGCCUUUGCUCCAAAUCGGAAGCCCAUUGCUCACGAGUGGGUCGGCAGAGAGACGGUUCGAAGAGAAAAGACAGAGGGAGCUACCACCUGCUUAUUCGGGGUAGACAUGACCUCAGGCCUGAGAGUACAUGAGGGGUGACUUCGUUGCGCCUGGUGAGCCUGGGACGAGUGGGAAUAGCGUACGAGGGAAGGAUGAUGGAU